Nicotiana tabacum (common tobacco) is the source of this 4905-nucleotide messenger RNA. The record is from RefSeq and is a predicted model, not a curated record. NCBI's taxonomy places the organism in Eukaryota, Viridiplantae, Streptophyta, Magnoliopsida, Solanales, Solanaceae.
AUUCCUAUCCUAAUCCAAAGAAACCAGCAGUCCAGGCGUCCAGCAGUCUCAUUCUCAUUUCUCAACCAUAACGCCCAAGUCCUAACGACAGUCGACAAAAAUCAAAAUCACAGAAACCCAACCCUAACGCCUAAACCAGCAGCCACCGCCCACCAGUCGUCGUCGACUUCCACCACUACCAGGCACCAGUCUCAUUCUCUCCGUCUCGCCUCUCCUUCUCGCGGCUUCUUAUCUUCUUAUCCAGCUUGAGAAAGAACACAGCGAAGUUAUCAAUUUGCUUUGACUGCCGGCUGCAAGAGUAUUAUUAUUUUAGUCGUGAUAAUGGAGCCUAGUGCAGAUAUUAACCUUGAUACAGACAUCUGGAGUCUGAAUGAUCAAGAUAGCAAUGCAAUUAUAUUGCCAGAGAAGAAAAAGAAGAAGACAGAAAAGGAACAGGUAUCGAAAAAGCUUAAAACGAAGAAUAACAUUAAGUUAAGUCAAUCUCAAAAAAAAAAGCUGAAGAAACUCGAGGAAGACAAGGAGAAAUCAAUCCUUUUAGCUGAAAGCAUUAAGACCUUGAAGAAGUAUCAGAUCCAAGAUGAUCUUUAUCCACUUAUGUGGUCUUCAAGGAACUUGGGUCAGGGUGAAACUAGCCGAGAGAAGCGUAGGAGAGAAGUGCAGUUUUCUAGGGCAGGGUUGGAAAUGCCACAUAGAGAUCGACCAGUCAAGAAGAGGACAGCCAACAGCCUAACUAGUGAUGUCUUGGAUGAUUCUAACAAAAUGAAGUCGAGUCCAAUAGUCAAUAGCAGUCUUUUGCAGUCCUCCUUAGGAAAAGGUGAAGUCCAAAGUGAAGCACUGGUCACUCCAGGGUCUCCUGAAGAGUUGACUUCUCAGAGUGGACUUUUAGUUUGCGGAGGAGAUGCUUCGGUGCAAAAUAAGCAAGAAGAGGAUAGAACUACAGAAUGUUUAAAGUCAGAUUAUCAGCAAGAUCAUCCAUCUAUUUGUGAUUGUCAUAACGAAGAACAGAGGAAAUCAAUGGAUGGUACCAAGGAUAUUCAAAAUGCCAUUCUGAGCAAUAGUAGCAACUCGGCUAACAGUCUUCCUCAGAGAGCUUUAACAACUCCAACUGUGGUGCACGUUUUAAGACCAAAGGAGGUUGAAAAUAAGAGGAGCGAUCUGCCGAUAGUCAUGAUGGAACAGGAGAUAAUGGAAGCUAUAAAUGAGAACACGUGUGUAAUAGUUUGUGGUGAGACAGGUUGUGGUAAGACAACCCAAGUUCCUCAGUUCCUUUAUGAAGCUGGCUAUGGUUCAAAUCAUUCCAAUGGUCGUGGUGGUAUUGUUGGUGUGACUCAACCACGCCGUGUUGCAGUACUUGCAACUGCCAAACGAGUGGCAUUUGAGCUUGGUUUUAGUCUUGGCAAAGAGGUUGGUUUCCAAGUUAGACAUGACAGGAGGAUAGGAGAGAAUUGCUCCAUAAAGUUCAUGACUGAUGGAAUUUUGCUUCGGGAACUGCAGAAUGAUUUUCUUUUAAGGCGUUACUCGAUCUUAAUCUUGGACGAGGCUCAUGAGAGGAGUUUGAACACUGAUAUACUUAUCGGUAUGCUUUCUCGUAUAGUAAGAGAGCGUCAGAGAGAAUAUGAGGAGCAACAGAAAAAAGUUCUUUCAGGACAAACGGUAAGCCCUGAAGAGAGAGUAUAUCCACUGAAACUUGUGCUGAUGAGUGCUACACUUCGAGUUGAGGACUUUAUAUCUGGGAAAAAGAUUUUCCGUGAUCCUCCGCCUGUAAUGGAAGUCCCCACUCGCCAAUACCCAGUUACUGUUCAUUUCUCCAAGAGAACUGAGAUGGUGGACUAUGUCGGCCAAGCAUAUAAGAAAAUAUUGUCAAUUCACAAGAGAUUGCCACCUGGUGGUAUACUUGUAUUUGUGACAGGGCAAAGGGAAGUUGAAUACUUGUGUCAGAAGCUGCGCAAAGCUUCUAAGGAGAUAGUUGAGAGAGCUUCCAAAGUGGAUAAUCAGACGUCUUUGGUAUCUGAAGGGAAUACCAUCGAGGAAAAUGUUAUCAAGGAGAUAAGUGAGGCAUUUGAUGAUGAAAGGAGUUCUAUGACUGAGAUAACUGAACGUUUUAAUUCCUAUGAUGAGGAUCACGGGGAGAUCUAUGAAUAUGAAUCAGAAAUUUCCUACGAUUCAGCAGAUGAUAGUGAUUUGGAUGUUUAUGGUGAUGAUGCACAGUUGUUAAACCAGAAGUCUCUGAGCUCUGAUGGUAAGUUAGAUGUUUUAGGUGAGGAGGGAAGCCUUACAUCACUGAAGGCUGCUUUUGAAGCUUUGGCUGGUAAAAGGACAUCACAACCUGAUUCUGGCGAACAGGAACUUGUUCCUAUCAGUGAAGAAGGAGCUUCAAAUGAAUCUGAACCUCUCUUAAGUAAGGUUAGGAAUGGGGCUAAUGGAACCUUUGCUGGUCCGAUGUGUGUUUUACCUCUUUAUGCUAUGCUUCCUGCAUCUGCACAGCUUCGCGUGUUUGAAGAGGUCAAGGAAGGAGAACGCCUAGUUGUUGUUGCCACUAAUGUGGCUGAAACCUCAUUGACAAUUCCCGGUAUUAAAUAUGUGGUUGACACAGGCAGAGAAAAGGUCAAAAAGUACAACUCUUCCAAUGGUAUGGAAGCUUAUGAAAUACAAUUUAUAAGUAAGGCUUCAGCUGCUCAGCGUGCAGGAAGGGCUGGAAGAACAGGUCCNAAAGUACCAGUUGAUGGUGUUGUCCUACUUCUGAAGUCCAUGCAUAUUGAUAAGGUUGCUAACUUCCCUUUCCCAACUCCUCCUGAGCCAACUGCCUUAGUUGAAGCAGAGCGUUGCUUAAAGGUUCUUGAAGCACUUGAUAGCAAAGGAAGACUGACACCUUUAGGGAAGGCCAUGGCACAAUAUCCAAUGAGUCCUCGCCACUCCCGUAUGCUCCUUACAGUAAUCCAAAUUAUGCAAAAGGUGAAAGAUUAUUCCCGCGCAAAUACAGUCUUGGCUUAUGCAGUUGCAGCAGCUGCAGCUUUGAGCUUGUCAAAUCCUUUCCUUAUGGAGUUUGAAGGAAACUACAAAGAUCCAGAUGGCUUGAAACAGGAUGAGAAACCAGGCUCAGUGGAAAGCGAGCGAGACUUAGGAAAAGAGGAAAGAAUGAGGAUAAAAAAGCUGAAAGAAAUUGCUAAAGUGUCUCGUGCAAAAUUUUCAAACCCCACUAGUGAUGUUCUAACGGUAGCAUAUGCUCUACAAUGUUUUGAACUUUCUGGUAAACCACUGGAAUUCUGCAAUGACAACACCUUACAUUUUAAAACAAUGGAGGAAAUGUCCAAGUUGAGGCGGCAGCUCAUUAAUCUUGUCUUUAACUCCAAAUUAUGUGAUUCGCAGCAAGAUUUCUCUUGGCGUCACGGGACUUUGGAAGAUGUAGAAUGUGCUUGGAGGAUUCCUUCAAACAAAUGCCCUCUUCAACUGAAUGAGGAGGAGAUUUUGGGCCAAGCUAUUUGUGCUGGCUGGGCUGACAGGGUUGCUAAACGCAUUAAAAAUGUUUCAUCCUUAUCGGAAUCUGACAGAAAAGUUCAUGCUGUUCAGUAUCAGGCUUGCUUGGUAAAAGAAAUCGUAUUCCUCGGUCGACGGUCAUCUAUUUCAAAAUCUGCCCCUGAAUAUUUGGUCUACACUGAACUACUGCAUACAAAAAGACCAUUCAUCCAAGGUGCAACUAGCGUGAAAGAGAAUUGGCUUGUUAAAUAUGCUCCAUCCUUGUGCAGUUUUUCUGCACCUCUCUCAGAUCCAAAACCUUAUUACGACCCGCUGAAUGACCAGAUCCUCUGUUGGGUCAGUCCAACUUUUGGUCCUCAUCUAUGGAGGCUCCCUCUGCAUAGUUUGCCAAUCGAAAAUGAUAUGAGCCGGGUGGCAGUAUUUGCUUGUUCCUUGCUUGAAGGCAAAGUUCUGCCAUGCUUAAAAUCUGUACAAAAAUUCUUGGCAGCCUCGCCAGCUAGCAUUUUGAAGCCUGAGGCAUCAGGUCUUAAGCGGGUUGGAAAUCUUUUAAACAAGAUGAGGACCAAGAAGAGAACGAUUGAUAGUUGUGCCAUGCUAAGGAAAUUGUGGGAUGAUAAUCCUCGAGAAUUGUUUUCAGAAAUUUUGGAUUGGUUUCAGCAGGGAUUUCAUGACCAUUUUGAAGACCUUUGGGCAAAGAUGCAACUUGAAGUAUUUUUAGACCCAAAAAAACGGCUUUCCAAGAAGGUCAAGAGAGAGAAAAGGAACCCAUGAACUUUCUAUGAUUAGGGAUAUUAUAUGCCUUUCAGAAUCUAAGCUGGAUGGAGAGAUGCAGAGGUGGGUUGAGGUUACUGAUUUGGAAGAUGGGAUACUGUUUGUGGGGGAUAAUUGUACGUUUUCUGCAUUAGUUUCUGAGGUUGAUUGUGGGUGUAAAGGGAACUGUAUACUGUUCACCGAUCAGUUUUUUUGUAGCACGGAAGAUGAUGGAGGAAUGUGGAAGAAUUACGGGAUAGGGUUGUUUAGUUUGGAUAAUGGCAGCAUUGGUCCAAUUAGUAGUUACAAUGGCUAUGCUGAGUUGUUUUGGCCUCCUCCUUCUUGGAUUUGUUCUCCUCAGCCUAUUGAUGCUGAGCUGAAUGAGCUGAAAAUCUAAAUCUCUUGGAGCUUAAUGGAGAAACAACAAGCUAGCCAAAGCUGAUGAUAUGCUGGAAACUGUACAUAUAGUUUUCUUUAGAAAUUGACAUUUAGCUCAAGGUUUAACCUGCAAAGCAACGUGCUUAUGAUGCACCGGCUUGCACAAACCAAUGAAUAAGUCGUUAAAUUAUUUUCAUCGUUGGUAUUAUGGUAAAGAAAAAAGGAUCUUCAUGUGUUUUUAACUCAAUGUGGUUAGCAUCAGUUCCACCUUUCUUAUUUUAACCAUGGUUUCAACUACUGUCA